Molecule: messenger RNA, 4111 nt
Organism: Porites evermanni
Lineage: Eukaryota; Metazoa; Cnidaria; Anthozoa; Scleractinia; Poritidae
Source: the annotation of a GenBank genome assembly
AUGGAGAGAACUUCGAGCGUGUCAUUAGUACUCCCAGCCAGCGAAGGGCCAGGCGUUUGUUGCAAGGGACUAAUGUUCUUUUUAGUCAAUGCCCACAAUGAACUUGUUCAAGCGUACCAAAGUUGUGAAAAUAACCGGUAACUUCACUAUUUUUUUUACUUUCGUCCAAGUUUCCGGUGCCAAUUUUAACAAAUGAUUUCUUAUAUUAUUGACAGUAAUCAUAAUUUUUUUAAUUUGAAAUAAGCUUAAUUAAGUUUCAGUAUGACUUUUUAAAAAUCGUAAUUUACUAUGCAUGUCUUUUAUCUUAUACCAGACCCAAAGGCCAUGUUCCCCUCUCUGAGGUGUCGCCCUCGCAGCUGAUUGCAUAUGACUAUGAGAGGGACCUAUUGCCUAUGAUGUUGGCGAGCUGCAGCUACUCGCUAGAAAUGGGAAGAGAAACGCAGCUCCAGUACAACUGGGAAGCGCUGGAGAAGCAAAUCAUUGAUCGGUUCAUACGGGGAAGACCACAAGUGGAGUUUGAAGUAAUCAACUUUUUAUUUAAUGCUCUUUACUGACAGGAAAUUUAAGUUUUUUACUUUGUUGAAAGAAGUUUUAGUAAAUCCUUUUGGUAUUAACAACCGCAUCGCUGAUUCGAGGUUGGGUGCCUGGAACAUCUAGGGGCGUCCGCUUUUGGCAGCCAGGCCCUAGACUGAGUAAUGCUCCAUAGCUGGCACCACCACGUAACGCUUCUAUGAGCUCUCACAACAAGGAGAAACAAGCACACGUGACACUGAUAAAUAUCUGAUUCGAAUGGAAAAAAAUUGAAGGUUAGGCCCCGGCUUCGGCGUCCCUGGUUUAAUGUUAAGGAUGGUUAGAUCGCUGGACAUUUUUUAACAAUUGUAGCGGCUUAAGGGAGAGACUGGAAAUUCACGACCGUCCAAUAAAGAAUUCUUGGCGGGCUUCACUGAAAAGUGAAGUUUGAAAGAAACCAUAAUGAUGGAAUUUAAAGUGUUUUGAAGCAAACCAGGGACAACGAUAGGGGAUCAAGUUUAGCAAAUUACACUUUGUUUUUAACUCAUCGCCGGCACCUUUAACUUGAUUUUAAACCUACAAAAUUAUAGAAGAAAAAAACCUUUGUAUUAAAAAAUAAUUUUUUUUUUUUACAUAUCAGAUAGAAGAUUUUGUGUUUCUCGAGGAUGCCCGAGAUGAGUUUUCCUUUGCUGCAUUAAAACACAAGAUUCCACAGGUGCGUUGUUUUUACAUAUCAAGUAGUUAAUUAUCAGCAAUAAAAACUUUUACAUGAGCAAAACAGCAUUUCUUUACACAUUUUUUUUUCUAUUUAUCUCGAAGGAGCCCAUUACGGGACACAUUCGUUCUCAGAUCCUGUCGGAGUUCAAAGAUCUCAAAGAUGUUACCGACGUAAUCAAAACGCUGGAAAUUACAGUUGGCUUUUUGUCUAUAAGUGGUGGAGACCCAGAAAUGAGCAUCGGUGACUAUUGCAGGGACGUGUUGCGAUUGAAUGAAGGAAAAUCAAGGCAGAAAAACAAGAAGGUUUUCAAUAAAAAUUAAACAUAAAAUGUAAUUUAUUUAUUUUGAUAAGUACAGCUGUAGUAGUUAUUAGUUGCCGUAUGGUUUUAACUGUAGUGCUUUUCUGGUGAAGGACUAAACCAUGAUAAUUUUUGGUCCCGUAUUGUAGAAAUGACUUUAAGUAUCUCUUGGGACACAAGAUUUUAUGUUUACAACAUUUAAGCCAACAUAUGUUUGCCCCAAGCCCGCCCAGCCGAAAAUACCGUAAUCGAGUCGGGGAAUAGGAAAUCGUGUGAACAAAAUACGAGACCAUUAAAUUAUUCCUAGAACUAUGAUAAAUAUAAAUUCACAAAUAAAAUCAAAACAGGAAGAAGAAUAUCAAGCACGUGUAAUGUAGUUGGUUGAUUCUAAUGUUGACGCCCGUUUUGAAUUCAUUAGGAAAUUGUUAAAGAGGUCGUGAUGACUGAAAUGUAUGUUAAAAUUUGGUUUUAUGACACACCUUUAAAGUUAGGUAUAUUUUGUUUGUUUUGUUUUUUAAAGAUAUUUUAUUCUAUUCAAACUGAAAAAAAAUUGUUUUCCUUAUUUCCAGGCUUACCAGCAGUGCAAAUUAAAAAACAUUCUGGAAUUGUGGCGAACCCUUGCUGUUGCGCGUGCAAGGUUUCUCUUAAACAACAAUGAGGUAUUUUUCUAUUAUUUUAAUUUGCUUUAAACGUUGCUUAUCUGUAACUUGGUCACUAAUAGAUUUGCUAACUUCUUUUAUUUUGUGUAUAUUUGCAACUUAGUAAACUGGACUCCUUUUGUAUUUUUCAUCUCUAUCGUUCUCAGGAUCCUUUUGAGCACGUUCCGGACUGUUUUAAGGAUGAAAUGCCGAAGAAAGUGGUAACUCGCUUUAGUGGGGCGCUUAGGAAAAAAAUUGACGUACAUCUCUUCUUGACUAAAGUUGUUGAAGUCAUCUGUGUUAGUCUUGCUGAGGAGGAAGAAGAAAUUGGGGAAAUGAGGUAGUGUGUAACGUUUUUAGAUAGCCUUCCUUUUUCGGACUUUUUUGAGCUUACCAUGUGUAAUCGAACUAGAGCCAAUCACGAUUAUAAGCUCUAUGUAAAAGUUGCCAGUUAAAUUGCUACAAAUAUUCUUUUUUUUGUACGGAUUGUUAUUGUGUGGAAUAAUGGUUUAAAUUAUGAUAUGCAAAUACUGUUUUUGAUUCGAGGUUUUAGUUUUUAGAUUUUUUUUCUCAGUAUAUAAUGUUUUAGAUUCUAGAUUUUACAUUUGUUUUCUUUUAUUUUGGGGUGUCUUUUAUAUAGGGAUAACCUCUAGAUAUCUCCUUUCGAGAGAUAUUUUGUUUUGUUUUCUAUCUCUUUAAUAAAGUAUUGUAUUAUAUUGUAUUGUAUUUACCUUACGUUUGCGUUUCUUUUAAAAUCAAUGAAGUAAUUGUUAUCAUCAUGCAAUCCUUGCGUGUAAGCAUUAAUUUUUAUUGGCUUUAGGAAUGUCGCUUGGUAGUCACGUGACCGUCCGUCGCUGACAAGUCGUUAGCUUUUAAAUGAUUGCAGGCUCAAUUGCUGGUGGAUUUCUAUUUCAAUCGGUUACAAGUUCAUUGUUUGAAGUAAAUUAUAAAUUUAUUAACGGGAGCUUCGCCUUUGGCCUUGGCUAUAUCUAUAUAUUACUGAAGUGAACAAACCAUGUGCAAAUGCCAUACGCGCGAACUUUCCAUGAAGCAUUCUAACAAACGCACCUUAAAUUUAAGCUAUUGAUUCUUUCUACAGCCUAAGUGAAUACUUGGCGAGGUAUUUUGAAGAAAACGAGGAAGAAUUUCCGGGCUUGGAUGAAAUGCCCGAAGACGUUUCUGUCAAGCACACGAUUCAUGCGUGGCAGCUUGCACUGGAACGAAGUGAGCAAGACGGACGGCGAAGAACAUCUAUGAUGACCUAAUUUUCGCAAACAACAAAUACUCGUUGUAAUGGCGGCUAAUCCAGUUACAAACAGUACUGAACGACUCUUAUAAUCAAGGGGUAGAGGGACAAAAAUCAAGCACACCUUGCUCAGCAUUCUGACAACUUACAAAUCGGCAUGUUUGGCUUACCAAGUUAUUUGUAGCGGGAAAGCACAAGUGUUCAGAAGUAAAUACUUCUUUUUUCGUUUUCUUUUACGUUUUUUCAUUUUAAACAGUAUAAUGGAAAUGUGUUUUCAUAAACGUUUAAUAGGGGGUUGGUACAAAUCAAGAAAUUUGAUAAUGGACUUAAUUGGAUAAUUAUAAAAUGGAAUGCAUUUUUUCAAAACUGUUUAAGGCAUGUGUCAGUCUUUCAAACUUUAUCUUUGUGAUUUUGAAUUUUUGCGAAGCGUCGAUUUUUCACCUAGAAGUUUUUUUCCGCUGAUCCUCAGUUUCGUAGAAGUUCAUUUACGAAACUAAACAAAAUGAACUAAACUGCCUUGAGAGAGUUCCAUUAAACUCGAAAUUUUGAAAAAUUCAAGAGUUCUGCUCAAAGAAAAAGUAGGUCAGGGUGGAUUAAGUAAAUGGGCGUUCUUUGCCUGAUUGUUUAUUUUCAAUAACUUUAGAUUUUUUUGCUCAAACUCAUUUCUCCUAAGGUAAUAAAAUGUUCAGAAUACAAAUAUG